Pestalotiopsis fici W106-1 is the source of this 765-nucleotide messenger RNA. Its product is annotated as Xyloglucan-specific endo-beta-1,4-glucanase A. The record is from RefSeq and is a predicted model, not a curated record. Gene Ontology annotation, molecular function: cellulase activity. Lineage: Eukaryota; Fungi; Ascomycota; Sordariomycetes; Amphisphaeriales; Sporocadaceae. Bases 1 to 765 code for a protein of 254 amino acids. The transcript has 2 exons. Gene Ontology annotation, biological process: polysaccharide catabolic process.
AUGAAGUUUGCAACUUCUCUCGCCUCCAUGGUGCUGGCCGCCUCGAGCGCCUUUGCCGCACCCACGGGAACCGAGCCCACGCCGACCCUCGACAAGCGCGCCACGACCAUCUCGUGCGACUCGUGGGGCUCCCUGGUCACGGGCGGCUACACCAUCUACCACAACAACUGGGGCGCCUCGGCCGCCACCUCGGGCUCCCAGUGCACCUACUUUGACUCGCUGAGCGGCAGCACCGUCGCCUGGCACACGACCUGGAGCUGGGCCGGCGGCUCCAGCAGCGUCAAGUCGUACUCCAACGUUGCCCUCGAGAAUGUCAACAAGCAGCUCUCGGCUGUCUCGUCCAUUCCCUCGGUCUGGAAGUACACUCAAACCGGCAGCAGUAUCGUUGCCGAUGUAGCCUACGACCUGUGGCUGGCGCCCACGUCGGGCGGCACCAACGAGUACGAGAUCAUGGUGUGGCUGGCGGCCUACGGCGGCGCGGGCCCCAUCUCGUCGACCGGCAGCGCCAUUGCCACAGUCACCAUUGGCAGCUACAGCUGGAAGCUCUACUACGGCCUCAACGGCAGCACCAAGGUCUACUCGUUUGUCGCCACCAGCACCGUCACCAGCUUCAGCGGCGACAUCAACCUGUUCUUCAAGUACCUCACCUCGAGCCAGGGUGUCCCCACCUCGUACUACAUCACUUCCCUCCAGGCUGGUACUGAGCCCUUUACUGGCUCCAGCGCUACCCUCACUGUCUCUGCCUACAGCAUCUCUGUCUCAUAA